AUGUAAGCUGGCAUUCCAGCCCUCGACCCCCCACCCACAUCUCCCCCGUUGUCCCACAGUGGGUCGAGAGUAGACAGGGCGAGAGAGGAGACUCGGUCUGGAUCAAACUGCCCAGGGUGACCCUCUCUACCUUCCCUCACAACUUCCAGAACUCGUCUGCAGGAAACGGCAUCAUGUCGCGCUUCAGCACGCUCUCAUCUGGCGAGAGGAAGAUGCAGGCGGCCGCCAUUUGCCGUGAAGUCCACGGUGGUGCCAAUGGUGAUACGAUGGAUCUGGGUAAGAAGCUCUCCACCCCUAAAGACAUCAUGCUGGAGGAGCUGUCACUGCUCUCCAACCGAGGAUCCCGCCUCUUCAAGAUGCGCCAGCGCCGCUCCGAGAAGUACACCUUCGAAAGUAUUCAGAAUGAAGCUAACGCAAUUCUGAACAGUGAAGACCAGACUGGAGCUGAAAAUGCAGAAAAUAAAUCCAAAACCCCUCCAAACACGCCUGACCCCCGAAACCCCGCCAACCCUGAGGAGAUUGCACCAGGUUACGGCGGCCCCUUAAAGGACGUUCCACCUGAGAGGUUCAACGCCACAGCCCUGCCCAAAUCCUACCACUCGCCCUGGGAGGAGGCCAUCAUCAACGACCCUGAUCUGGCUGAAACACUGAAGCUCAGGAUGCCCGUUCCUGAACCCCGGCUGGAGAUGCCCGAUUACAAGAGCUUUAACAGGGUGGCCACACCAUUCGGAGGAUUUGAGAAAGCCCCUCGAGGAAUCACCUUCAAGCUCCCGGAGGUCGACCUGAACCCACAGAGAUACCCUGAGCUUCAGGACCCUGCAGCCAAGCGGCCCACCUUCAACAGGACCGCCCAGGGCUGGAUCUCCGACGGCCUGCCCCUCAUCCUGCCCACCAUCCCCGUGGAGCCCCCCGAGAUCCCCGAGUCUGAUGACCUGUAACUGUGAACACUGCGUCCGUAUGUUCUGGGGUAGAGGGUCUUUUUUAAAGGUGGUCCCCCACGGCUGAUCCAAAACCAGUUUAAUAUUCCCUCAUGUUAAGUAAACAAGACUGGGAUACGGAAACUGGUUUUGGAACGUAGCCAAAGACAUCCUCUACAAAGAGCUUGAGUCUUGAUUGGUUGGCUCAGUGAUUUAAUGGCUGAUUGGUCCAACAUGAUCUGACAGCAACAAGCUGGUGAACCAGUUCCUUAAUCUUUAAAGCGUAAUCUAUUAGCAAGUUAGCAACUUAGCUUCAACUUAGUACAAACACUGUGCUAAAGAAAGUUUUAGGUGAAGAAUUAGAGUACCAUGAUUGUUCUCUUAUCAAAUAAUUAGAUUAAUAAUGUAACCAGUAUUUUGUUUAUUCAGAUUUAAUUUAAUAAAAUUGUUUAAAAAUGUAUCUAAAUCAAAAGUCAGGUAAAUUUUAUAUAUUUUAAUAAUACAAAAUGCAGAUUUAAAUAGUUACAAAUAAUUAUUUUAAAUAGUUUACAAUAAAAGUGGGAAAUUAAUAUUAGUAAUGAUUUUUAUUUAAUCUAAAUCAAUGAAAUCACCAACCACAGGUCUAGUGCCUCUGCUGGCUGGUUGCAGUAUGAUGUUUAGCUCUGCCCAUCCCCAUUUGUUUUAAUGACAAACAGCUCAAACAGCAGCUAUUUUUCAUAAAAUUUUUAUUUUCUAAACUUUCUUUCCAUCCCCAGAUUUUCAGCAAUUCCAACAGUUGGAACAGUUUUC
This is a messenger RNA of Astyanax mexicanus (Mexican tetra), 1706 nucleotides long. It is a transcript of the gene myoz2b, whose product is annotated as myozenin 2b. The record is from RefSeq and is a predicted model, not a curated record. The transcript has 6 exons. Gene Ontology annotation, cellular component: actin cytoskeleton; Z disc. The coding region runs from base 174 to 938 and encodes 254 amino acids. NCBI's taxonomy places the organism in Eukaryota, Metazoa, Chordata, Actinopteri, Characiformes, Acestrorhamphidae. Gene Ontology annotation, molecular function: actin binding; telethonin binding; FATZ binding.